AUGUCAAAAAUGGCAUCCCUCUUCCGGCCGGCAAAACUCGACCUAGGCGGGUUCAAGAACAUCCGCGUUAUUCGAGACCACAACAAGCGCAUCGCCAUCGAGCAGACCGAACCCGAACGGCAAGCCCUCCGCUACAUCAUCCGCAAUACCUCCCUCCCCGCCCGUGCGCGCGCCCAGGCCCAGCUCCAGCUGUCGCAGAUGCACCCCUACACCCGUCCGACGCAAGUGAAGAACCGGUGUGUCGACUCGGGAACAGCAAGGAGUGUCUUCCGGACUUUCAGGAUUAACCGAUUCCAAUUCCGCAUGCAAGCACUGGCGGGCGAGCUGCCUGGUGUCAAGAAGGCGAGCUGGUAG
Penicillium lagena is the source of this 354-nucleotide messenger RNA. RefSeq names its product mitochondrial 37S ribosomal protein uS14m. The transcript has 3 exons. Bases 1 to 354 code for a protein of 117 amino acids. The record is from RefSeq and is a predicted model, not a curated record. Gene Ontology annotation, biological process: translation. Lineage: Eukaryota; Fungi; Ascomycota; Eurotiomycetes; Eurotiales; Aspergillaceae. Gene Ontology annotation, cellular component: mitochondrial small ribosomal subunit; ribosome. Gene Ontology annotation, molecular function: structural constituent of ribosome.